AGUUAUUCUUAGCUUACCCAUAUUGUUUAUUCGCCAGUUACAUAUCGGCCGGAACGGACCAGCCAGCGAUAGCAGUAGCGCUUCCAUCAGAAAAUGGCAGAGACAGAUUCGUUGUCCUCUUCCAACGGAGAAGACGCGUCCCCCUUGCCGACAUCGGCCUCCGCAUCACUCUCGUCGAUUGCAGAAAAUUUUCAGCGUUCUGCAAUUGAAUCCGCACGUACUAUGCAACACAGUUCUUCCACUCAUUUUCAUACCUUUCAGAAGUUUUUGCCAGAAGCAGUGUCGCAGUAUAGAACUUAUGAAGACGCCUUCUUCAGUAAAAUUAAAGAUGGCUUGAUGGUAGCACGGGAGAAUCCAGCUUUAGGUGUUGGUUUUGCUGUUUCUGCUGCCCUUCUUGUUAUGAGAGCUCCAAGAAGAUUUCUGUUUCGUCAAACAUUGGGUCGAUUUCAAAGUGAGGAGGCACGAUAUGCAAGUGCCGAGAAGAAUGUGAAGGACUUGAACCUCUCAGUAAAUUUACUGAGGAAGGAGAGCAUAAAAUUGCUUCAAAGGACAGCUCUUGCUGAAAAGGAAAUGAAAUAUGGGCAUAACGAACUGAUGAACACUGGAGCCCAAUUACAACGGCUGGCAAAAUCAUCAUACAAGGUUGAAGCCAGAGCUACUGAUUUAAUAGACAGGCUGCGAGAAAUACCUAGUCGGGAAGCUCUGGCACUUCGAGCUGAGGUUGCCUCUUUGGCUUCAAAUUUGAAGCGGCAGAGAUCUGUGCUGGACAAACGGAUAAUGAAGAUAUCUGAGUUAGGGAUUUCUGUGUGAAUCAGCACACAAGUUUUGGUCCUUCCCUUAACGCACACCCAUGUCAAUCAUCUUACUUUAUUUGGAUAAGUUCUCCUGAGGCGGGUAGCUUUACUUACAAUGCAGACCCAUCCAUUGGGGCAUCAAUAUUUGUUAGUCAAUUCAAUGAAUAUGUAGAUGAGUACUUAAUAAAAAGGUGUGACUGAAAAACUUUUCUCAAGAUAUUACAGCUUUAAAGCAGUUAAAAGUGAAAGAGACCUUAGAGUCUGUUUGUUCAAGUUUUAGGCAGCAACUAUUGUGAAACAUUAAUUUUAGGGGAUCUAUGAUAGAUCACAUUUUAAUUUUGUUUGGACC
Messenger RNA from Lathyrus oleraceus (garden pea), 1143 nucleotides. RefSeq names its product RGS1-HXK1-interacting protein 1. The transcript has 8 exons. Bases 94 to 810 code for a protein of 238 amino acids. NCBI's taxonomy places the organism in Eukaryota, Viridiplantae, Streptophyta, Magnoliopsida, Fabales, Fabaceae. The record is from RefSeq and is a predicted model, not a curated record.